This is a messenger RNA of Trypanosoma conorhini, 324 nucleotides long. RefSeq lists its product as uncharacterized. The coding region runs from base 1 to 324 and encodes 107 amino acids. Gene Ontology annotation, biological process: mitochondrial respiratory chain complex II assembly. The record is from RefSeq and is a predicted model, not a curated record. NCBI's taxonomy places the organism in Eukaryota, Euglenozoa, Kinetoplastea, Trypanosomatida, Trypanosomatidae. The transcript has a single exon. Gene Ontology annotation, cellular component: mitochondrion.
AUGCUGCGGCGGGGGCUGGCGUUGCUGAUCGGCGUCGAGAGCGACAUCUUCAUCUCGGUGGUGAGGGACAAGAGGUACCUGGAGCACCGCCUCGCCCUCCUCGGCAAGGAGGACCCCACGCUGAAGCCGCGGCCGCUCUCGCCGGAGGAGGUCCAGCGCUUCACCGCCUCGGUGGGCAGCGCGGAGUCGCUCUUCAACAAGGCGUCCGGCGCAACGCCGUCCAACGUCGUCGACGAGGCCACCGGCGCGCCCGUUGGCAGCACGCAGCUCAACCCGACGCGCUACGGCGACUGGGAGAGCAACGGCCGGUGCCACGACUUCUGA